AUGGGGAACUUGUGUUCCAAAUCAUCGAAUAAACCGGACAACUUUGCCACCCCUGGUCGCACAGUUGGGUCGAGCACGCAACCUAGACAGACGUCGGCGCCCGUCCCGCAAAAGAUUACGAGUAGCACUCCCGGUCGAGCUCUUGGUGGAGGUGAUGCAACCCCGAGCGCGGACGAUGCGAGAAGCGCUGCUGCAAGAGCAGCGGAGGAGCGCGCCGCAAAAGCCAACAAGCCUGGCGGCAAACUUAGCAGUCAGCUGUCAGCGCAGAAAAAGCAGACCCAGAACCAACUGCUGAGUUCGGGUUCCGAGUCUGAGCGGCGAGCGCGAGACGCAGACCAGAGUGCAGAAGCUCGAAACUGGAAUUGA
This is a messenger RNA of Cladophialophora psammophila CBS 110553, 366 nucleotides long. RefSeq lists its product as uncharacterized. The record is from RefSeq and is a predicted model, not a curated record. NCBI's taxonomy places the organism in Eukaryota, Fungi, Ascomycota, Eurotiomycetes, Chaetothyriales, Herpotrichiellaceae. The transcript is spliced from 2 exons. The coding region runs from base 1 to 366 and encodes 121 amino acids.